AUGAGAAUGCCGCCGGUUUUAGCGUCUCGGAGCUCUGCCUAUCUCACAGCUCUCACUCAAGAAAUUGAAAAGAAGCUUCAACGAGCAUUAGAUUCGCCAUCGCAGAGGCGGAAUUUAUUGCAGCAGCUGUUCACCGACAUAGCUCUGGAAGUGGAUGAUCGAGCUCGAGAUAUCAUUCUCAGGAAGGAAGAUAUUAGUUCUGAAGAAGAAGAGUUUAUCGAAGGCUCCAUAUGCUUCUAUAAUCUACUGGCGGACCACUUUGUUUGGGUACCAGAUAAUGGAAAACCAAUCCUGGAUUUAGUUGUUCAACUCUGGAGCCAGUCAUUUGCCUCAAACAUAUUUACUCUUUUAUUCCACAAGUGGCUCUUUGAAGUUCAGCUUGACAACACUGAAGUUCUCCUCCGGUACUCAUAUGCUCUUGUCCAGGGUGCAACAAAUGUCUUCUGGCUUGACAUCCAAUCAAAUACGAGGCGCUUCCAAAGUAUCUUUGUGUAUCUUCUUGACGAAGUUGCUCUUUCUCCUGAGAGGUUGAAAAAGAUACCAGAGCAGGCUCAACGCGAUCUCUUUCUUUUGCUCUCGAGAUUCCUGCUUUUUUACAAUUCAGCUGAUAAACUGCAUAGCUUCUUGAAGCAAUUUCCGGAUGUUCCAAAUGCAUUUCUAAUUGGAGGACCGGCUGACAUAUUUGUUACUGAAAUCGCUGAUCAUCUCCUAAAAUUGAAGGUGGAACCGGUGUUGCUGCAUUAUCUUUCCCAAAUUAAGGUUCUCCGGGGUACUAACGACAUCACAGCUGGUCAAAUUUGGUUCACUUUUGGAUUUAUACUGAUUUUAGAAUUCAUUAUCUUAUGUAGGCUUAGAAUUAAGAAUGACGACGACUACAAGGUUGAAGACAUGCUUGUAUAG
Oldenlandia corymbosa var. corymbosa is the source of this 900-nucleotide messenger RNA. The record is from the annotation of a GenBank genome assembly. NCBI's taxonomy places the organism in Eukaryota, Viridiplantae, Streptophyta, Magnoliopsida, Gentianales, Rubiaceae.